GGCUUACAGAGCGGGCGCGGGAUAUUUGAAAGGCUCCUAUUUAGUGACACUGGCGGAGUUUAAAGUCGGCUUCUGAUAGUUUAUACAAUUCAGGAGUAGUAGGAGGAGGCUACUUAUUUGUGCGGGUUACUAAGGCCGCGCAGUUCGUGUAUGUAGAAUUGUACCUAUUACAUAAAGGACUAUAAGGAUCCAAGCGAUGUGUAUGGCUUAUAGGCUAGUGUGUAACCAUGCAGCAGCCUCUGGUCGGUGGUAAACCUUAGUGAGCCGCGGCUUUAGAUUAUGUUAGAAGGUGCUAGCACCACUGGGGACUUUGUCUAUAAUAACUAAAGGACAGUUUUACAGACGGAAAGGCUAUCGACACCAAGCGCCAUGUCGGAGCGCAAGAAGAGAAGUAGCGGUGCAGAGUCCCGCAGAGGAGUAGGUAUCGUCUCUCCACCUAAAAGAAGAUCCCAAAGAAAAUCUGCUUCAGACAGUCCGAUCCCAGAUCCUAUCAUGAAACGUUCAAUUACGGUCAAGAAAAUAAUGCCCAGAAAAACACUGGCAGCUAUUGCCAAUACAGGAUCUCAGUCCACACCUAAGGUUUUGAAUGUCACAGCAGCUCCAAGGAGAAGUUCACGGAUUUCACCAAAGAUCCAAAAAGAAAAUGCAAUUUCUGAAAAAUCACAGAUGGUCCCCAAAGAGGCAACCAGCAAGCCUUCUGCUCCAGAAAUUGAUGUUCUAUCUCCAAUUCCUGUCAAUAUCCAAAUGUCUUCUAACCAGGAUAACAGAGACAUUGUUAUGUCCCAGAAAGUCCGGCGUUCCUACAGUCGUUUGGAAAUGUCCCUCAAUAGCAGCUCAUUUUUAUACAGCCCCACAAGGAAAACUGACUCAUCUGAUACAUCCACUCCAAACGCAGUCCCAAAAUCAGGCCGGAGAUCUCUGUUUGGUUUUGAUAAACUGCUGAACUCUGAAAUGCCAGAGGGGGAGUUGAGAAAAAGUGGUAGUGGGACUAGGGAGAAGACUGCUAAUGAGAAAACCUUGGGUACAAUAUUACCUGAAGAGCCAGACCACAAUAUUCCUGGAGUUGUGCUGGCAAAGCAGAAGAGGAGAAAGCGAAAAGUCCCCGUUAUAGAGAAGUCUGAUAUGGAUGAAUGGGCGGCCGUUAUGAAUGCAGAAUUUGAGGAAGCUGAAAAGUUUGAUCUUACUGUUGAGUGAUGAGAACUUGAAUCCUCGUGUCCAUCUUUUUAUCACCAUUUGUUUACUAUACAGACUAUUCAUUCCUUCGGA
Messenger RNA from Xenopus tropicalis (tropical clawed frog), 1266 nucleotides. It is a transcript of the gene cdca5, whose product is annotated as cell division cycle associated 5. Gene Ontology annotation, cellular component: chromosome; nucleus. Lineage: Eukaryota; Metazoa; Chordata; Amphibia; Anura; Pipidae. The record is from RefSeq and is marked validated.